AUGAGGGGGCCUUGCCCGCUGUUUGCGUUGGUUUUAGUCGCCCUCGUGGGGGGCGUGAGCGGCUACCGAUAUCCCUCCAUCACCGACAGAAACUUUAUCAAACAGUAUGUCGACGCUCACAACAAAUUCCGCAGCGGAGUCAACCCCCCCGCUUCCAACAUGCUGCAUAUGACAUUUGAUAUUGGUUUAGCUAAAAUAGCUAGAGCAUGGGGACGAAAAUGCAUUUGGAAACAUAAUCCAUAUAGUAAUCUUCACCCUGAUCGUAAAUUUAGACCAAUGGGAGAAAAUUUGUGGAUGGGAUCUGCCAGCAAUCGUCCAUUUGAUCCUACUGGUGCUAUUGCUGCAUUUUACAAUGAAGUAAAAUACUAUGACCUCAGUACCCAUAAGUGUACUAGUGUAUGUGGACAUUAUACUCAGGUUGUUUGGGCUGCUUCUUACAAGGUUGGCUGUGCUGCUGUUUACUGCCGCUUGGUAGAUAGAGGAAAGAAGAGGAAUAUUGUGAUUUUAGUAUGCAAUUAUGCUCCAGCGGGCAAUUAUGUAGGGGUUCGUCCUUAUAAAACAGGAACAGCAUGUAAUGAGUGCCCAAAAGGAGACACUUGUAUUAAUAAACUCUGUAAGAAUCCUGAACGUGAUAAAGAAGAUAAAAGUUAUCCAUACUGGUCCCCAUCAUUUCCAAUGAAGAUUGAGUGUGAUAAAGUCUGCAUUACUAUUGCAGUUUUAAGACCGUUGUCAGUAUUUCUAGUAUUUGCUGCCGUUUGCUACCUAAAAUUCCGUUAUCCAAGUUUAAGUAUUAAAAAUUAA
Messenger RNA from Varanus komodoensis (Komodo dragon), 801 nucleotides. Its product is annotated as glioma pathogenesis-related protein 1-like. Bases 1 to 801 code for a protein of 266 amino acids. The record is from RefSeq and is a predicted model, not a curated record. The transcript has 6 exons. Gene Ontology annotation, cellular component: extracellular region. NCBI's taxonomy places the organism in Eukaryota, Metazoa, Chordata, Lepidosauria, Squamata, Varanidae.